Molecule: messenger RNA, 1212 nt
Organism: Zymoseptoria tritici IPO323
Lineage: Eukaryota; Fungi; Ascomycota; Dothideomycetes; Mycosphaerellales; Mycosphaerellaceae
Exons: 3
Coding region: 1-1212 (403 amino acids)
Source: RefSeq, a predicted model, not a curated record
AUGGCGGAAGACCAAGACACCUCGCCGCCUCCUGGAGAGUUUGAGCAGCCGCCGAACAACGAGAGGGCAGCCCACGAGCGCCGUACUCAAGAGUAUAAGUUGUCCGCACACUUCGAAGUUAUCACCGGGUCCAGCAAGACACUACACAACAUACGAAAGCACAUCGUCUCAGGCAAGAUGAACACUGCAAUUUUCCUACUCCUUUCUUUCGUUCCUUUGGUUUAUACAGCCGAGACUCUCUCCACGAUUGGCAACAUUGGGCGAAAGGCUGGUGACGCUCUCGGCCCUAUCGGCGAUGCGCUCGGCCUGAUUCAAUUUGCCGUAGAGCUCAUCGAUACUCCCUCCAAUACAGGUGGUACGAAGGUGCAGAUCGACUUGGGACAGAUCCCCGCAGCAUCGAGGGGCAACUACGUCGUACAUCAGCACGAACAGGAAACCACACAAGGACAAUACAUCGAUGUCAUUGCAAGUGACGAUGAGAUAUGCAUUUCAUGGAUCCUGACCGCGCAGCCCUCCGGCUCAUCUGAACAGCGCGUUUGGCUUGGCGACAUCGGAGCGAGCUGCGGCCAAGCAUGGGAAUACAGCUCUCAGACCUUGAGCGGCGGGACCAAUACGACAUACUGGGGCAAAUGCGUCUGGAUGGACACUGAUGGCGGCAAAGACAUCGACAUCGAUCCAGUGGCCAUCACGCUGCGCCAGAUGAAGAUCAACACUUUUGCUUACGGAGCCGACGCCCAGGACAAAGGCCUGGAUUACUACUGCAGCGCGACCAUCUUUACCCACGACGAUGCCGAUCCUAUCGAAGCACGACCAGCAGGGCCACAUGCGCGGGACAGUCUCGGUAAUUCCGGCGGCAUGUCCAUUGAUCCAAGAUCUGUACCUCAACCACCGCGAGUGACAGAGCCGAAAAAGCCUCGGCCUCGCAGCCAGAAGUCGACUGAGAGGCUGAUCGUCAACUCGAGGCCUGAGCAAUCGGCAGUCAAUCUGUGUAACUCCCCGACGUCCCGCGGGUCGGACUUUGUCUCCAAGAACGAGGGCUUGUUCUGCGACAUGGAGACGAAGACGUUGUAUCCUUUGUGCUCAACGGACCAAUGUACGGACUGCUUCGAUGUCGACGCUGAUGAGUUGCAAAUGAGGAAAAGAGACUCCACGGGACUUUAUGCCAGAGAUACGCCGCCGAAGCGAUACAAGAAGAUUCAAGUCGUGGAAUAA